This is a messenger RNA of Gryllus bimaculatus (two-spotted cricket), 961 nucleotides long. The record is from the annotation of a GenBank genome assembly. Lineage: Eukaryota; Metazoa; Arthropoda; Insecta; Orthoptera; Gryllidae.
AUGGGGAAUUGGCUCUUUGAGUCUUUAUUCUCCGAAUCUUUGGAAUGGUUGCUCCAAUCUAAGCAGAAGCCCGAUCCAGAGCUUUACCGAGAGAGGAGCUCAAGUGUAGGCUCCGCGUCGGGCUCCGCGUCGUUGGUGCGCGAACGCGAGGAAUACGGAGAAGGGCAACGGAAUGCGUUGGUCUUCUGCACCGACGGCAUUUCGCUCUCGGAGGGACUCGCCGCAACGAACACCGCAGCAGCAGCAGCACAGCAGCAGCGGCCGCCGCCUCGGGAGAACUUCCCGACGCCGCACGCCAGCAGCACUUCCCUGCCAUCCAACAUUGGCAUUGCGAACGCCCUGGAGGCCUUGAUGCAGGCCGACGAGGACGGAUGCCUCGCGUGGGCGUCGACGGACGUCGUCGCCCGUUUUGGCGCCUCGCCGACGCCUGCGGAACAGGUUUCGUUCAGCCAAGCCGCGGCGAAGGACGGGCUCUCUGAGUUCUACUCCCGCCGUCCUCCGCCCAGCCCCCGCACACAGACGCAUCGCCAAAGGCAACAAGCGCCCUCUUUCCAGCGGUGGCCUGGACCCUCAACACGUGAAGAAUCAAUGGAAGAAGCAGAUACUUUUGACCAAAAUAUUGUUGAUGAGGACUUUGUUAUAGUGCGGUUUUCAAAUAAGAUAUCGGUUUUUCAUUUUAUAGGACAAGUGAAAAGAAAAAUUGAUGAUAAACUGAAAAACUGUUGCAGUUGCCUGCCCAUUGUUGUGACGUCUGAUGAGAAUGGUGUUGGGGGCCCAACUAAACGAUAUCGUGGAUGUAUUCGAAAAUGAUGAAUUAGAAGACUAAUGGGAUAUUACCGUUGUAAUGUUUGCACCCAUGAAGUAUGUUCAAGCAGACACUAAUAUAGAUUCUGAUAAAUCAGAUUAGGACACAACACAAGGAGACUGGGUGCAUUUACCAAGAAGAUUGGUGUAUUCUGAG